Messenger RNA from Esox lucius (northern pike), 2203 nucleotides. Its product is annotated as gastrula zinc finger protein XlCGF57.1-like. Lineage: Eukaryota; Metazoa; Chordata; Actinopteri; Esociformes; Esocidae. Gene Ontology annotation, molecular function: RNA polymerase II cis-regulatory region sequence-specific DNA binding; DNA-binding transcription factor activity, RNA polymerase II-specific. Gene Ontology annotation, biological process: regulation of transcription by RNA polymerase II. The coding region runs from base 100 to 1941 and encodes 613 amino acids. The record is from RefSeq and is a predicted model, not a curated record. The transcript is spliced from 3 exons. Gene Ontology annotation, cellular component: nucleus.
UGUAUCUGAGCUUCCGUUUCAGUCGAUCGACCCAUCACUAGCCACAUAUAACUAGCUCUUUGUUCAAUCUGUUUCUGUGUUAGCUCUCAGUCGACCACAAUGUCAGAACUAGUGUCGUUUCGUAUGUUUUUGAAUGAGGUCUUGACAGCGGCUGCUUUUGAGAUUUUCGGGGCAGUGGAGAAUAUGUUAGUGGAAUGCAUGAAAGAAAAUAUUCCGCGAAGUUACAUGAAACAACAAGAACUCGACUCGCUGCAGUUCCCCAUCUCUGAAGAGGAGGUUCCCCCUGAGCAGCAGGACUGGACCCCAAGUCUGGGACAGUUCUCUGUCUCUGAAGGAGAGGACCCACUUCACAAAGCCCAACUAACUGAAUACCCUGCUCUCAGUCCGCUGAAUGCAUCUAAAUUACAGAUGUUUAGUGGGUUAUUAAAUAAUCUUUUAACCACGUCUGCUGCUCAGGAGAUUUCUGGCUCAGUUGAGAAAAUGUUAGUGAAGUACCGGGAGGAGAACGACCGGCUUGGGAGAAUGCUGCGACUCACACCAGAGAUAAAAUUAUGUAGAAUAGACUCCCUGCAGUUCUCUCUUUCCGUUUCUGAAGAGAUGUCCCCUGAGCCAAAGGACUGUAGCCCCACUCUGAGGAAGGAGAACCCAGAGCCCACACAGAUUAAAGGGGAACAGGAGGAACUUCGAAUCAGUAAGGGAGAAGAGCAUGAUCAAGUCGUGGAGCCUAAUAUCAUAGAAUUCAUAUUCUCUCCCUCUGUGAAAAGGGAAUGUGACCCUGUGACCAACCUGAAGAACCUAAACCAGCUUAAACCGUUUCACACAGGAGAGAAAUCAUUUAGCUGUGGCAACUGUGGGAAAACCUUCAGUCAGAAGGAGACCCUAACAAAGCAGAAACUGACUCACACAGGAGAGAAAUCAUUUAGCUGUGGCAACUGUGGGAAAACCUUCAGUCAGAAGGAGACCCUAACAAAGCAGAAACUGACUGACACAGGAGAGAAAUCACAUAGUUCUGGUGACUGCGGGAAAAGCUUUUUGCAGAAGGGGUCCAUGACACAGUAUAAACUGACUCAUAAAGGAGAAAAACCAUUUAGCUGUGGUGACUGUGGGAAAAGCUUCAGUCUAAAGUGGACACUAACACAGCAUGAACUCACACACACAGGAGAGAAACCAUUUAGCUGUACUGACUGUGGCAAACGCUUCAGGCAGAGGGGGACCCUAACAAAGCAUAAACUGACUCACACAGGAGAAAAACCAUUUUGCUGUGGUGACUGUGGCAAAAGCUUUAUGUACAGACAUCACCUGAAGCAGCAUGAACUAACACACACAGGAGAGAAACCAUUUAGCUGUGCUGACUGUGGCAAACGCUUCAGGCAGAGGGGGACCCUAACAAAGCAUAAACUGUCUCACACAGGAGAAAAACAAUUUUGUCCUGGUGACUGUGGCAAAAGCUUUAUGUACAGACAUCACCUAAAGCAGCAUGAACUAACACACACAGGAGAGAAACCAUUUAGCUGUGCUGACUGUGGCAAACGCUUCAGGCAGAGGGGGACCCUAACAAAGCAUAAACUGAUUCACACAGGAGAAAAAACUUUUUUUUGUGGUGACUGUGGCAAAAGCUUUAUGUACAGACAUCACCUGAAGCAGCAUGAACUAACACACACAGGAGAGAAACCAUUUAGCUGUGCUGACUGUGGCAAACGCUUCAGGCAGAGGGGGACCCUAACAAAGCAUAAACUGUCUCACACAGGAGAAAAAACAUUUUGCUGUGGUGACUGUGGCAAAGGCUUUAUGUACAGACAUCACCUAAAGCAGCAUGAACUAACACACACAGGAGAAAAACCAUUUAGCUGUACUGACUGUGGCAAAAGCUUCAGGCAGAGGGGGACCCUAACAAAGCAUAAACUGACUCACACAGGAGAAAAAAACAUUUUGCUGUGGUGACUGUGGCAAAAGCUUUAUGUACAGACAUCACCUAAAGAAGCAUAAACUGACUGACACAAGACAGAAACCGAGAAACCAUUUUGCUGUGAGUGGGAGAAAUCGUCUUGAAGUCAUUUGAGUACCCUGAAGACUGAGUAGUGAGAAGUAUCCAGAAGUCAUUGUAGAAGUUAUUCAUAAAAUCAUGUUGUAAUUUCACAUUAAAAUAUACAUACAGUGGGGAGAACAAGUAUUUGAUACACUGCCGAUUUUGCAGGUUUUCCUA